Molecule: messenger RNA, 294 nt
Organism: Protopolystoma xenopodis
Lineage: Eukaryota; Metazoa; Platyhelminthes; Monogenea; Polystomatidea; Polystomatidae
Source: the annotation of a GenBank genome assembly
AUGAGCAGGAGUUGUGAUACUAAUAAAGAAACCUAUGAUCGCUUAACGCUGGCGGCGAUCCUGACUACCCGGCGCGAAGGCUCUGUUGAUUCGGCCCAAUGUGGGUUUGACAGAAAACUUAUGUUUGCCGAACCGGAAGAUGGCUGCUGUGCUGUUGUUUGGCGUUAUUAUGAGGCUCAGGAUUAUGCAGUCCUUGUAUGUGUUAUUCUCAUCCCGGCCGGACUCGACUGCAGUCUCGACCUUGCGUCAGCUCGUCUCAUCAGCACCGCCGGCGGACUCGAACCCAGGUCGUGA